Molecule: messenger RNA, 2172 nt
Organism: Leptinotarsa decemlineata (Colorado potato beetle)
Lineage: Eukaryota; Metazoa; Arthropoda; Insecta; Coleoptera; Chrysomelidae
Product: adipocyte plasma membrane-associated protein Hemomucin
Cellular component (GO): endomembrane system
Molecular function (GO): hydrolase activity
Source: RefSeq, a predicted model, not a curated record
UUUGAAGCUGCCAUAGUUAUUGGUUUGAUAUUAUUAUUGCCGAAUUUACCACCUUAUUCUAAUUUUUCUAAUUCAAUUAGACUACCACCCACAAAACCUUUGGAAGGCAAAUUAGCUUUGAAUGAGAAACUGAACGGUGUCGAAAUUUGGCAUGAAGGAGAUCUUUUGGGUCCUGAGGCAUUUGCAGAUUUCAAUGGUGAAUUGUACACUUCAAUAGUUGGUGGAGACAUUGUGAAGUUGGUGGGAAAUGAUAUCAAACCAGUUGCUAAAACGGGUAAACCUUGCAAAUCUUUACACGAAGAAAGCAUAUGUGGUAGACCGCUAGGUAUGAGAUUCAAUAAAAAUGGGGAUCUCUUUGUUGCCGAUGCUUACUAUGGAAUCAUGAAAGUGAAUGUUGAAACAGGUCGGAAGGAAGUAAUCAUAAGCCCUGACCAAGAAAUUGGUGGUAGGAGAGUAAAGUUAUUCAACAGUAUUGCUCUAGCUGAGAAUGGGGAUAUUUAUUGGACUGAUUCUUCUGAGUUUAGUCUAGAAGAUGGUAUUUUCUCAAUGCUAGCAGAUCCUUCUGGCAGACUCAUUCACUAUGAUGCUAAAUCAAAAACAAACCGGGUCCUCAUCGACAACAUUCACUUUGCCAAUGGUGUUCUGCUUUCUGACGAUGAAGAAUUUGUUAUAGUAGCCGAAACAGUUGGAAACCGAAUAUUUCGUUACUAUUUGAAAGGACCAAAAAAAGGAACCCGUGAUGUUUUCAUUGACGGCUUGCCGGGUUUACCAGAUAAUUUAAAAUCAGACGGACAAGGUGGAGUUUUGAUAACGCUCAUCAAACCAGUUGAUUCAGAGAAUCCUAGUCCUGCUCAUAUUUUAUUACCGUUCCCACUAAUUCGGAAAUUUGUGGCCAGAGUCCUUGGUAUUUUCGAACUUGGGUUCGAGACUUUAAACAAAUUUUACCCUUCAGAAUUUGCACAGAAAGCUGUUCAUAAGAUUGGACACUUCACUACACUACCUGAUAUUUUUGAACCCAGUCGAACAAUGGUAAUUAGAGCAACAAAAAGUGGCGAUAUAAUCGAAAAUCUCUCUUCCACUAACAAAAGAUUGAAAAACUUUUGUGAAGCCCACUUUUUCAACAAUUAUCUCUAUCUUGCUUCACCGUUCAACGAUUUUAUUGGUCGGAUUCCUUUGUCUGAAAUCGGAUGGGAACAUCUCAGUCCAGAAAGGGUUAAAAGGGAGGUUCCAGUAAUUCAACCGAAAACAGAAACUGUGUCAACUACCACAAAACCUACCAUGACAGCACAGUCAGUUAAGCAGCAACAAGCACCUCCUUCAAAACAGCAAACCACGUCUGCUCCUGCGCGACAAACCACCCCAACUCCUACCAAACAACCUCCUUCUCGACAAAACACACCAACUCCUGCUAAACAACCCCCUCCUCCUCCUCCCCAUCAACCACCACCUCCUAAGCAAGGAAUGAAACAACCUUCCCAAGAAAAUAGUUCUCCUGCCACUAAACAAACUGCUCCUCCAGAAAAACUAGCCUCUACAAAACAAGCUCCUUCUCCAAAACAUGCUUCUCCUGAAACUCCACCAAAACAAGAUUCACCUCAAAAACAAAAUCCUCCUCCAAAACAAGCCUCAGCCCAACAGAAAACGUCUCCUCCAAAACAAGCACCGCCCCAACAACAGACGCCUCCUCCAAAACAAGCACCGCCCCAACAACAGACGCCUCCUCCAAAACAAGCACCGCCCCAACAACAGACGCCUCCAAAACAAGCCACACCCCAACAACAAUCACCAACUCCCAAACAAGCCCCGCCUCAACAGCAAACACCUCCUUCAAAACAAACCCCACCCCAAAAUUCUCCAAAACAAACCCCACCUCAAAAUUCUCCAAAUAAAGUCCCGCCCCAACAGCAAACUCCUCCAAAGAACGCCCCGCCCCAACAGCAAAUUCCUCCAAAGAAAGCCACGCCCCAACAGCAAACGCCACCUCCAAGACAAGCUUCUCCCCAACAACAGGCCCCUCCUUUGAAACAAGCUCCUCCUCCCCCACAACAAAGUACUCCUAAGAUGCAGACUACCACUCAGGCUCCAUCUUCAAAGCAAUCUGCUCCAGCCAAGGAAUCUCCAAAAUCGAGAAAAUAUUGUCAUUUUCAAGUGAUGGACAAGAGGUCACAAUAA